AAUGCGGUUUAUCUACCUUAGCAUAUAGAUCAAUAUUUACAUGUGAAGAGACCGGAGGAAUUCCAGUUAUUUAAAUAAUAUAUCAACAAAUAGAAGAACAAAUUUUGUGAUAAAAACAUGACACGAAAACCAAAACGGGAGCGCCAAAAACUUUUACCUUGUAUACUACAAAAACUUUGUAAUUAGUUGUUAAUUAGUUUGUUCAACGGACUAUGACCACGGGUCAAAUUCUUAUAAUUGUUACGUAGAAAGGGGUUGAUAUGAACUUACGAGGAUUGUAAACAAGACAGUUCACGGGACCGUGAAGAACUCGUUUCACCGUACAACUUUGAAUGACAUAUGAUCAUAUCUCGCUAAGGAGUACAGAGAUAGAUAUAGGUGUUUUUGUUCAUGGAAAUAUGAUGUAGAUUUAUCUGUUGAAAUUCAUUUUUUAUUUUGAAUUGCUCAUUUCUUUGGAUUUUAUUUUUUAAAAUGUGGAGAUUUAAUAUUUUAUGCGUUUUAGUUGUAAUUCUUUUAUUUGGAAUAGUGCAGUGUCAGGAGUGUAGUGGACAACCAAGUGUUGCUGUUAUAGUUGUGGCUAGUGUUUUUAGUACACUAGCUGUUGUUUUACUGAUAUUUGGAAUUAUUUUCUUUAUACUGUGGAAAAGGAGAAGAGAUAUUUUAAAGCCCCAGUCUACACCAAUAAAAAAGAACAGAUUAGUAGAAGAGAGAGAUAGUGCAUCACCUGAUGGAGGACAUACCAAUCCAGGUUUCAAUGACAGUGACAUUCCUGCAGAUAUAAGUUUAGCAGAAGAAGGUGUUGGUGGCUACAUACAAUGUCAGGAAUACACAUCACCUGCCAAGAAAAAGUCUCCAAAGUCAUCUAUUGGUGAGGGACCAUCACAUAAGCCCUGGUCAUCACUACCAACAUCAGACAUUCCACCAGGCAUACAGAGAAAUGGAUCAGUUGGGUCGUUUGAUGAUACCUUCUUUGGAGUGGACCCAGAGGUUAGCAGUGUAUGGCUGCAGAGUCAGGAUUUCAUAGGUCUUGGAUUUAAUAUAGCUGGUAGCAUGAGAGAUGGUAUAUUUGUCAGUCAGGUUCACAACAGGGGACCAGCUGUAGAAUCAGGACAAUUUAAAGUUGGGGAUCGUAUUUUGAGUGUAACCAUUUCCUUUGAGAACAUGGUGUAUGAAGAUGCACUUACCAUUCUUAGUUAUGCCUCACCCUACCCUGUCAGAGUCACAUUACAAAAAGAGAAACUUGUACGUAAAGACCGUCGUGUCAGCGAGUCUCCGUCUACUCUCAGUCAUCCUCUGUACAGAAGUCAGUCAAUGGAUACGUUAAAGAAAAUAAGGAAAGAUUCUACAUUAAUGCCUCAAAGGAGCUUUAGUGAAAUGAGGCCAGAAAAAAAGAAGGAAAAUCAUCAAAGGUCAUCAGCGGCACCAUCUUUCUCUGGUAAAGGGGAAGCUUUCCCGACAAUUCAAGAAAAUGGAAGUAAGAAUGAUUUAAAGUUAACAAAUGGUGAGGAGGUCUUCAAAGAAACAGUAGUGACAGUAGAGAGGGAACCAACUAAUAUCCCAUCAGUCACUGUAGAUAUGGUGGACGGAAAUGAAAAACAUGACACGUCAAAUGCAACAGCUUUUGCUGCAAACUUGUUUGAUAAACUGAAUGAACAAGAUAAGCUAGAUAUGUUGAGACUAAGUUAUGAAGAUCCAAAUGAUGACUCAAAUAAUAGUAAAGUUGUUGUUUCAUCUGCUGAAACUUCUUUCACUGAAACUCCUAAAUCAGUAGGUUCUUUAGACUUGGAUACAGUUGUUGUAGAAUCAAAAUCUGCUCCAACCAAACCAGAAAGGAGGAAAAAGAAUCGGUCUAGUGGUAGCAGUGUAUCGUCCAGUGACAUUUCUAUCAGUCCAAGAGUUAGUUCAUUACAGUCACCAGAUAUUGAAGUACAGGAAGUGUUCACCGAAUCAGACGUACAGUUAUCAGAAUCACAACCAAAGUCCUAUGUAUAUAUAGAUGAGGUAUCAGAGGAAAUUAUCACACCUGCAAUUAAGGAUAGAAAUACUUCAGUCUUGAGUGACAAAAUUGAAUUCAGUGAUGUGGACAUUACUAUAAAAUCUGAUACCUCAAGGUCCUCACCUGAUAUCGGUAGUCUUACACUUGUGGAUUACAGCUUAUCAGAUAUGGAAAGUACUCUGAGACCGUCAACUCCUGAUAAUAGACCUAUUGUUGAUGAGGAACUUAUUACUCCAGAGCAUUCAAAGAAAGAUUCUUCUGGUCAGUUAUUAUCAAAUCUGAUAGCAUUUAAAGGUUCCCCAACCGAAAAUGGUGAAAAUUCAAGUAUAGGAUCAGAUGUAUGUAAUGAUACAGUAAUAAAAGCAUCCAAUAGCAGUUCAUCAUUUUCAAGCUCUGGCGAUGAAAAAAAUGAAUCAAAAUUACAAAAUACCUCAGAAGUUGACUUUAAUGUGACAUCAUCAAACCCUAGUUUGUUUUCUACACCAUACCCUAGCAGGAAUACAAAAGAAUCAAUCAGUGGUAUGUCCUACGAUAUAUCUAUGAAUGAAUUAAAUGAUAUAGAAACUCAAAUGAGCCAAAAAUCAAAACAAGAAAAGGAUUCACAAAAAAGGGGAAUAGCUUUUGAAGUGAGGGAUGAUUAUACUACUGGAUCAGUGAGAACAGUUACUGUUGAUUCAAAAUCAUCAUCUGUUUUGAGGACAAUGUCUUGUUUUGAUAAAAUUGGAAAUUUAGAACAGUAUGAAAAUACAUUGCAAAUGACAAGAACAGGUUCUUUCACAGGAAAUGUGACGAAAGAUUCUACUGACAAUUCAUUAGAUUGGUCAGGUAAAAGGUUAGUUAGGUCAGGAUCAUUUUCUGAUAUUCCACAGGAUGAUUCAGUUAAAGAUUGGCGAGACCAUAAUGUUAUUGAUGAUAGCGAUACCAUUAAUUCCAGUAUAAAUGAAGAUAUCAUUUCAUCAAAUGAUAGUAUCAAUGAAGAUGAAAGUGAACAAAAAGGAAUGAAAAAAUCAAAUUUCUUUCGAGCAAGAGAAAAUUUAGCAAAUUUGUCGGACAAUUCUGAAUCACUGCAGUCAUUACAUUCUUUGACAGAAUCAUCAAGUCGUAGUUCAACGCCACCACCUCCAUAUACUGCCAACGGGAAGGACAAUGGUCUCGGUUUGUCUCCGGAUUCCAUCAAACUCCCCAAUAAUUUAACAGAUGUAAUUUUCAAUACUGACAGUGACAAUAAUAUUAUUCCAGCGGUAAAAAUUGAAAAUAAAGAAAACAUUCGUGUGUCAGUUUCCACGUCCGGACAUGAUGACGAUGACACAGACUGUUGAUUUUACUAAUUACCUCAUGAACUGGUCAUUUUUGGUUAAAAAGUUUGGGCAUACAUGUAAAAACCUUUUAUUUUUGGAAAAAUCUUAUGGUGCUGUUCUAAAUAUGCAUAUUACUGUAUUGAAAUAGGACUUACAAUUAUAAGUCUGUUUCUGACUUUUCCUGCUGGAUGUUUUAAAACGUUAUAAAUACCCACCUUUAUAUUUCACCUACUUAUAUAGUUAUCAAUUAAUGAAUAUGAAAAUCUGCUUGCAUCAUACAAUAAGUUCCAUCAUUCUGUGUCUAUGGUACAUUGUCUGUUUUAGUAAAUAUGUAUGUUAAACUUAUAAUGUGAUGCUCAUGAAAUUCUACCUCAUUUCAACAUCCAUUUAUAAUUUUAUUGGUGAUUGUUUUUCUGUAAACAAAUUAAAAUGUGACAUAGAAUAAAUUACAGUUGAAAUGAAAGGAUGAACUUUUUUAAGAUCAGAAGAAUGUGUUGUAUAAUAUCCUAUAAACAAGUGUGUCAUGUUAAUUACAGAAAUAUUUGUUUCUUUUACAUUUGCAUAACAAAGGUUAUUAAAGUUGAACAACACUUCUGUAAUGAUUUUAACAUACUAAAGCUGGAAAAAUUAACAUUUUUAGCUAAUGUAUUCGAAGAUGUUUGCAGAAAAAAUUAUCCAGUAUGAAUUGUGUCAGGGUGAUUAGCCAAGUGAUUGUGACAGUAAACAUUUUGAAAUUGUUUAUACUCAAAUUUUAUCAUAUAUAUAUUUUGUAUAUUCAACUAUCCAAUGUAUGAUUUAUUUAAGGUCUUAUUGGAACUAUUUCUCCCAGAAACAGGGUUCUGUUUAAAAUCUAUGCAAAAUUUAAAAGUCAUAGUAUAUAUAAGCUUUUAGGUGAAACCACAGAUUUUUACUUUUAUUGAUAUGUUGCAGUUAAAUUUUAAUUCUGAUUUUUUUUAAAGUUAUAUAUCAGUUAGUUUAAAUUACCUUUUCAUUGUGUUUUUUUUUAUAUUUUUGCUUGAAUUUUAUAAGCAUUGCUUUUCAGUAUGCUUUGUAUGUUUCAAUGAUGGACAAUGUCACAAUACAAUUCAAUUUGAUACAGUUUGACGUAAUUUGUAUGCCUUAAUAAAAAGAAACAACUAAAACAUUUUUUCAAUAAUGCAAAAAGAAAAAUUACAUACCUAAAGCUAUUUAUUAUGUAGACAAUUUUUUCAUGAGUAGAAGGAAGGCUGGAUUAUCUCCCUUUAACUGCAAAAUGGGAUUUUAUAAAAAGGAAAAUUUGGAAUUUGACAUCAUAUGCAUGUUUAAUCAAUGUUAAAAAUAUUCAUAUAUAUGGUGCUUAAUUUGUUAUAUAUAAAUUCACAGGGUAGUUUGUCCUGCAUAGGAAUAAUUAAGACAUUUAUUCCCUGUUCUAUAUUUUAUUAAAGCUUAUCAUGGUUGACCACUCUGUAUGCUACAGCUAGUAUACUAAAAUAUUUUUGUUAUGCCAAAACAUUUCAGCAGUGCUAUUUUUUAUUGUCUUGUUUAAGUAUUUAUAUUAUGUUCAUGUUUUUGUAAUUAUGAAUUGUAGAUAGCUGUUUAAAUUGUAGAUUAAUUAUUAAUUUGUAUAUUAGUGUAUAUCUUAUAAUCUUAUAAUAUUAAGUGCAAUACUAUAGUCAAUAUAUAUACAUAUUUUGCAUUUUAACAUCAGGUUGUUUUAGUUGUUUAUCAUACAUAUAUACACAUUUAAUGAAAUGGAUAACAUAAUUUGAAAUAUUAAAUCAAUAUUGUGCAAAUGUUUAGAAUACACAGAUUUUAAUGAAAUGAAAAACUAAUAUGGAGGUAUUUAAAAAAAAAUCUUUUCAUUACAUUCCAUGAUAUUUAAUACUUAUAUUUUUAUGGUUAGACAUAAUUUUUUUUUAAUUUCCAAACUUUGUCCCAAAGUUUUAUUAAAAUAGUGAUUUAAUUCUGUUUUUAAACCUCAUUUAAUUCCAGUCUUAAUUUUUGCUCAUUUUAUAAGAUAUUUAUUUUACAUAUUUGAUUUAGAAAAUAUAGACCAAACAUUAAAUUUUGGUAUACCAUGACUAUAUAAUAGCAAUAUCAGGGUUAUUUUAAGUUGAAUAAUUUCCACUUUUAAAGCAAAUAUUUUUGAUUGGUCUGUAUGGCUGUAUUUGUGAAAGAAUGGCUCAUUGUUUUGUUGUUUUGAGUUAAUUCUAUGAGAACUGAUGUUUUGAAACAGGGUUACUUGCAGAUUUUAUUUGUAAUAUGUUUAUCCUUUUCAAUGAAUAUUCAAUUAUUUUUUUUUGCUGUUCCAGAAAAAAGAAUGUUUAAUUUUAUUGGACUAUAUUACGAGUUGUCCCCUUUGUAUGAUAAAUGUCAGAAUAAGAUGUUAUACAAUUUAGAUUCUCAUUAUUUUUCGACAGCAAAAUUAUUAAAAGGGAUGUUGGGGAAAGAUACGGACAAACAUUUUAGAACUAUCAGUGCAGUCAAAGUAUAGUUUUAACUAUGAUGUUUCUGAUAAGAGUUGAACAAAUAAUCUAGAGGGUUUUGUAACUUUUCAGUCUUAAAAAAAAAUUGCAUAGCCACUGGCCUAUAACCGAUUUGUUAAGGGCUUAAUACUUUUACAUAUGAUUAAGAUGCAAAUAGGUUAACAGUUUUUAUUAAGAACCAAUCAUUUCAUAGUUCAUGGAUUCUAUUUUAGUUAAUAUCAAGUAAUUUGAUAGUUUCAGACGUAUAUUUUUUAUUUUGCAGCCAACAAAGUUUGAAUGAUUGUAUUUGGUGUAUGAUUGGUUUUCUGGCUAUCUUAUAACUGUAUUGCAGAUGUCAGGCACAAACCCAAUUAAAUUAUUUUUAUUUAGUUUAUUUUUUUCUUAAUACCUUUUUGCAGAUGCAAGGAUUUUUUAAUCUAAACAAAAAGAUUUUUUUUAAAAACAACGAAUAUAAGUAAUUUUAUUAUGUGUAUAGCAAUGACAAUGUAGAUAAAUAUGUUAUAUUUACAAUAUUUGUGUAUCAUGACAAAUAAAACAUACUCAGGUU
Messenger RNA from Mytilus trossulus (common blue mussel), 6306 nucleotides. RefSeq lists its product as uncharacterized. Gene Ontology annotation, cellular component: cytoplasm; nucleus. Gene Ontology annotation, biological process: regulation of RNA splicing. The transcript is spliced from 6 exons. The record is from RefSeq and is a predicted model, not a curated record. The coding region runs from base 472 to 3315 and encodes 947 amino acids. NCBI's taxonomy places the organism in Eukaryota, Metazoa, Mollusca, Bivalvia, Mytilida, Mytilidae. Gene Ontology annotation, molecular function: protein binding.